Molecule: messenger RNA, 501 nt
Organism: Syzygium oleosum
Lineage: Eukaryota; Viridiplantae; Streptophyta; Magnoliopsida; Myrtales; Myrtaceae
Exons: 3
Coding region: 1-429 (142 amino acids)
Source: RefSeq, a predicted model, not a curated record
AUGGCCAAUUACCCUCCCGCUGCUCUCGCAAGGCUUGUGGAACUCUCCGAACAGCGGAGGACUCGCGAUCUCGAGCACAGCCGCGCGCUUUCAACUGCCACGAGAAAUGGGAAGAGAGCGGUUUCUGAAGCGCAAGGAGCCUUCAUCGAGGCUAAAGAAGCAUACUCGUCUGAAGGUUACCGAGUGCUGAACAGAAGCAGACUGACUGUCCAUAAUCAGGAGCAGAUAAAGGCUUUACUUGAGUUACUGGAUGAAGUUGAACCGCCCUAUCUGCUUUAUAGGGUGACGGUUAAUGGUCCGGUCCCGGAUGAAGAUAAUGUAGACCCCCUUGUUCAACAAAUGAGGCAGAGUCUGGAGGCGCGUGGAUUCGCUCUCGUGGGAGGGAACACGUACGCCCUUCCGAACACGGAGGCGAACGCGCAGGGAUGACUGGGGAAGAAACACAGAGUAGAGUAGAGUAGUGUAAAGUGGAGGAGAAACAGAGGAGGAGAAAAGUAGAGU